AGAAAUUUGGAGCAGAUGUUUCCUGGUUAUCACGACUUGAGGCUUGUCUGAAGACGUUGUCUGGAAAGAUCAGGUUGUGCAGAAACAGCUGAGUGUUGAAAUCUUUCAAUCCCUGCUCUCUGAGGCUCAACGGUUAGCUUAACGGUAAGCUUGUGCCAAGCCGGUUCGAUCUUCAAGGCAAGAAUUGCAUCUGAGCUAUCAUUUCAUAAAAGAAACCGAACAGAAUGGGUGAGGCGUCGAAAAAGAAGGAGAUUUUUACGUAUGAAGCUCCAUGGGAGAUCUACGGAAUGAGCUGGAGUGUUCGUCCUGAUAAGCGAUUUAGAAUAGCAGUUGGCAGCUUCAUCGAAGAAUAUAGCAACAAAGUUCAGAUUAUUCAAUUGAACGAGAACAAAGGUCAAUUUCAGGAGACGGCAAUUUUUGAUCAUCCAUACCCAACAACCAAGAUCAUGUGGAUCCCAGACAAAGUUGGAACCCAAAAGGAUCUGCUUGCAACUACUGGGGAUUACCUGAGAUUAUGGGAAGUUCAAUCCGGCGCGUCUUCUAGCAAUUCUUCUGUGGCCAUGAAGAAGCUCCUGAAUAAUAAUAAGAACAGUGAAUUUUGUGCUCCAUUGACUUCGUUCGACUGGAACGAUACGGAUCCGUCCAUCAUCGGCACCUCUUCUAUCGACACGACAUGCACGAUUUGGAACAUCGAGACCGGACAAGCUAAGACACAGUUGAUAGCUCACGACAAAGAAGUCUAUGACAUCGCAUUUGCAUGCGGCACAGAAGUGUUCGCGUCUGUUGGUGCUGACGGCUCUGUCCGUCUGUUUGAUCUCAGGAGCUUGGAACACUCUACAAUCAUUUACGAAAGCUCAACUCCACCAGAUGCGCCCCCUCUGCUCCGUCUGGCUUGGAACAAACAAGAUACGAAUUAUCUUGCCACUUUCAUGAUGGACAAUACAUCAGUGGUCAUUUUGGACAUCCGAGUUCCUUCGCUCCCUGUCGCGGAGCUCCAAGGACAUGAGCAGAGUGUCAACGCUAUCGCGUGGGCACCGCAUUCCCACUGCCACAUCUGCUCGGCCGGCGAUGAUGCACAUGCCUUGAUCUGGGACCUGCAAGCGCUUCCUCGAGCCAUUGAAGAUCCUAUCCUUGCUUACAAGGCCAUGGGUGAGAUCAAUCAACUUCAGUGGUCUGCCUCUCAGCCGGAUUGGGUUGCCAUCGGUUUCGGACAACAGAUGCAGAUCCUCAGAGUCUGA
Molecule: messenger RNA, 1238 nt
Organism: Guillardia theta CCMP2712
Lineage: Eukaryota; Cryptophyceae; Pyrenomonadales; Geminigeraceae
Exons: 13
Coding region: 225-1238 (337 amino acids)
Cellular component (GO): nucleus
Molecular function (GO): protein binding
Source: RefSeq, a predicted model, not a curated record